AUGCCCAUCGGUCACACCAAACUAAACGAUGGCAGAGCUAUCCCAAAUCUCGCAUUCGGUUCUGGCUCCGUCUUUCGUGACAAGGAUGUCUACAACACCGUCACAGCUGCCCUCGACGCUGGCUUUCGCCAUGUCGAUACAGCCCAGGCAUAUCACAACGAAGACAGCGUUGGGAAGGCUAUCAAGGACUGGAUAGAAUCGGAUAAGGACGAGAAAAAGCGACAAAUACCGAGGGCUCGGUGUGACUUGUGGAUUACGACAAAAUACAGUGGAGGUGCCGCUGGUCCAUAUGAAGAGUUGAAGACUAGUCUACAGAAACUGCAACUCGACUAUGUCGAUCUCUACCUCAUUCAUCACCCCAUGUUUGUCGAAGGAAGGGUUGCACAAGCGUGGGAGGAGAUGGAACGCGUAAAAAAGGAUGGACUCGCUCGGAGUAUUGGCGUCUCCAACUUUGCCACUUCCCACAUCAAAGAACUCCUCAAGUCUGCCAAAGUGCUCCCAGCGGUGAACCAAAUUCGCCUGCAUCCGUACAUCUACGCAGAAAAUCUCGAAACGAUCCAGACAUGUGCGAAACACUCUAUCGUAGUCGAGGCUUACGGCUCUCUUUUCCCCAUCACCCAACUUCCUUCCGGCCCAGUCACAGCAGCGCUGGAGAAACCCAUCAAGAGACUACAUGCUACAGCUGCUCAGAUUCUUUUCCUAUGGGUCCGCGCGAAACACGGCGUAAUCGUCACGACCACCGGAAAGAAGGAGCGAUUGGAAGAGUACCUCGGCAUCCGAAAACUUGGUGAGCUAAAGGCGGAAGAGGUAGAGGCUAUUGACAAGGCUGGACAAACUUCCGAUGCAUGGAUAUAUCACGCAGUGGAAUCCAAGUAUCAACGAUUCGUACAUCCAGUGUCCACCUCGCAAGCGUUCAGACGGGUUCUCGUCUUCGUUCUCGCCAUCACAUUGCUCCUUGUGACAGCAUUCUGGGCCUACCUCGCAGGUGGAUUCUCCGAAAUGAUACAAGCAUAUGGAGUUCCUCUAGGCAUCGCGUAUGGUCUCAUUGCGCUAGCUGUUCUACGGCUCAUCCGCCUUGCAUCGAGCAAUCAGGCCGAGGUCCUACCGUUCCCAUGA
Messenger RNA from Serendipita indica DSM 11827, 1116 nucleotides. The record is from the annotation of a GenBank genome assembly. NCBI's taxonomy places the organism in Eukaryota, Fungi, Basidiomycota, Agaricomycetes, Sebacinales, Serendipitaceae.